AUGUUUCAGCUUCUACUCGGGAUGUCAAGUGAACAAUCAGCUGAUAUUGGUGAACCACCUGCGGUCGAAUGGAUGAUUCUACAUCAUUUAAUCAUAAUUCUUCUAACAUUAAUCGGAAAUUGUCUGCUGAUAUUCGUGAUUCUGAAAAAUAAUAUCGUACGUCGACGGAAACGAGUCACACCUGUGCAGAUGUUAAUGCUGCAUAUGUGCGCUGCGGAUCUGCUAUUCGCCCUAAUCACUAUGAUCCCAACGAUGGCAAUGACCGCUACCGUACCGAUUUUUCACGGUCCGGAUAUGCUGUGUAAAAUUGUGAAAUUCCUUCAGGUGAUUCCAAUGUAUGCGAGCUCAUUUCUUCUGGUCGCCAUUAGCGCUGAUCGAUUUCAGGCGAUCUGUCGACCAUUAGCGUCGAUGAAAUCGAACGCCUAUAAACGUCCUGCAUUGUAUGCGGGGAUUGCGUGGGCGUUAGCGUUACUCUUCUCCACUCCACAAUUUGUCUUAUUCGCUAAACGUGACGGGGAUUGUGUUGGGACCUACACAAGCCCGUAUCAGUACGCUCUGUACGUUGUGGUAUUCAACACGGUGGUUUGGCUUCUGCCUAGCGCACUAGCCGGAUAUUUGUAUUUCUGUGUAUGCAAGGCCGUAUGGCAGAGCACAUCGUUCGGGAGUCAUUUUCAGGCGAAUGGAAAAACGGGACAUUUAUCGAUUUCGACAGCAGGAAUGCAAGUUCACCAUAAAGGUGCAACCCUUCAAUGUGUGGAAUUAGAUCGACGGCGUGUACAAACGGUGAAACUUACGCUAACUAUAGUUGCUGGUAAUUUCAUUCUAUGGGCUCCAUUUUGUAUCACAUCGGUCAUCGAUGCGCUGUGGCCUGCAGCAAUCAAUCCAACAUUUGCUACAUAUAUCAUGUUUUUUGGCAAUCUGAACAGUUUAUUGAAUCCAUGGAUUUGGUUUUACUUCAAUGGUGCAGAAUUUAAACGAGCGCUUACGUGUCGUUACAACACUGAUCCGCUCUUGUACGGUCGUCGAACAAUAGAUGCUACAACGGAUUAUUCAAAUGAAUAUCACAAUACGUCUGACUCACCAAAAGGAUGA
Messenger RNA from Necator americanus (New World hookworm), 1092 nucleotides. RefSeq lists its product as uncharacterized. Gene Ontology annotation, molecular function: G protein-coupled receptor activity. The transcript has 9 exons. NCBI's taxonomy places the organism in Eukaryota, Metazoa, Nematoda, Chromadorea, Rhabditida, Ancylostomatidae. Bases 1 to 1092 code for a protein of 363 amino acids. Gene Ontology annotation, biological process: G protein-coupled receptor signaling pathway. Gene Ontology annotation, cellular component: membrane. The record is from RefSeq and is a predicted model, not a curated record.